UGCCGCUUCCGGCACCCCGACAUCUCCGAGGUCACCAACCUGGGCGUGCGCAAGAACGAGUUCAUCUUCUGCCACGACUUCCAGAACAAGGAGUGCGUGCGCCUCAACUGCCGCUUCAUCCACGGCACCAAGGAGGACGAGGACUGCUACAAGAAGACGGGCGAGCUGCCGCCCCGCCUGCGGCAGAAGGUGGCCGCGGGGCUGGGCUUGUCGCCCGCCGACCUCCCCAACAGCAAGGAGGAGGUGCCGAUCUGCCGGGAUUUCCUCAAGGGCGACUGCCAGCGCGGCGCCAAGUGCAAAUUCCAGCACCUGCAGCGGGACUACGAGUACGAGGCGCGCGGCCGCGAGCAGGGCCGGCGCUACGAGCCCUACGACGGCCUCUACGACCCCGACGAGCCGCCGGUGCUGAAGCGGCGGCGGGCGGAGGGGCUCUACGAGAGCUACGAGUACGGCUUCGCCAGCCCGCGGGCCGUGGAGUACCGGCUGCUGGAGGAGGAGAACGUGCUGCUGAGGAAACGAGUGGAGGACCUCAAGAAGCAGGUGAACAACCUGCUGGCCACCAACGAGGUGCUGCUGGAGCAGAACGCGCAGUUCCGCAACCAGGGGCUGCUGGCGCAGGCCUGGCCGUUCCUGGGGCAGUUCCUGGAGAAGCUGCUGCGGGACUCGGUGGCUCCGUCCGUGCGCGCCCUGAGCCCGCACCUGCAGAGCUUCGCCUUCACCCGCGACUGA
Molecule: messenger RNA, 729 nt
Organism: Ficedula albicollis (Collared flycatcher)
Lineage: Eukaryota; Metazoa; Chordata; Aves; Passeriformes; Muscicapidae
Gene: ZC3H10
Product: zinc finger CCCH-type containing 10
Exons: 4
Molecular function (GO): metal ion binding
Source: RefSeq, a predicted model, not a curated record